AUGAACUCUGAAACAAGCAAGCAAACAGAAGUGCAGAAUCAUACUCCUAGUUUCUAUGUUAAAAUUUAUCCAUGUCACAAAGAUUCUGUAAUUAUUGAUGAUCAACCACAAUCAUCAGGUGCACCCAGCACCUCAAAAAACAGAACAGAUAAACAAGCUGAAAACCUAGAAGAUUAUCUCCUACCAAUAGAUAGAGAAAGAAGAACGACUAAACCCCUAUUAAGAUAUGCAAGGUCUGAGUUCAUAUCUAAUCACUCCCUAGAAGAUGAUAAUGAAGAACCUAACAUCUUUGAAGAAGCAUUAAAUAGUGAUGAAAAAGAUGAAUGGCUUGCUGCAAUAAAAAAUGAGAUUAAUUCUCUACAUAAGAACGAAACAUUGGAGUUCACUGGUAGACCUCUUAACAAAGGAAUUAUCCCCUCUAAAUGGGUCUACAAGAAGAAAUUUUUAGGAGAAAAGAAUGAGAAGGUGAAAUUUAAAGUGAGACUAGUUGCCAAGGGCUUUAAACAGAAAGAGGGAGCUGACUAUACCGAAAUUUUUUCUCCAGUAGUAAGCACUUCAAUUAGAGUUCUUCUAACUAUUGUUACCUGUGAAGACCUUAAGUUAGAACAGAUGGAUGUCACUAUAGCCUUUUUACAUGGUAGCCUAGAAGAAGACUUAUAUAUGGAACAACCUAAAGGUUUUGAAGCUAAAGGAAAAAUAGACCUGGUUUGCAAACUAAAGAAAUCCUUAUAUGGAUUGAAGCAGUCACCAAGGUGUUGGAAUAAAAGGUUUGACGAUUUCAUCAAUAAAAUAGGCUUUAUGAGAAGUCUAUAUGAUCCUUGUGUCUACUAUAAGAAGCUAACUAAUGGAAGCCUAAUCUAUUUGUUGUUAUAUGUUGAUGAUAUGCUAUUGGCUGGUAAAAAUCUUACUAAGCUAAAUGAGAUAAAAGAACAAUUGAAGAAUGAGUUUGAAAUGAAGGACCUAGGGUCAGCUAAAAGGAUCCUAGGAAUGGAAAUCACAAGGCAAAGAAGCAUAAGGGGAUUGUUUCUAUCACAGAAACAGUAUACUAAGAAAGUCCUAGCCAAGUUCAAUAUGGCUAAUGCUAAGGCAGUAUCUACUCCUGUGGGACAACAAUUCAAAUUAUCUGCUAAAGACUCUCCUAACGAAUCAACUGAAAGACAAGCUAUGUCUAAUGUUCCUUACUCUAAUGCAAUUGGAAGCUUGAUACAUCUAAUGGUUUGUACUAGACAUGAUUUAGCAUACAACUCAAGCUUAGUCAGUAGAUACAUGAAAAAUCAUGGGAGAAAUCAUUGGGAAGCUACUAAGUGGGUAUUUCGAUACCUAGUGGGAAUAGUGAACAGAGGCUUGCUAUAUGCAGCUCCUGAUGAACCUAAAAUUCUUCUAAAGGGCUAUGUUGAUGCAAAUUUUGCAGGAGAUUGUGAUAAAAGGAGAUCCUUAACUGGUUUUUCUUUUACUUUGGGAGGCAAUUUAAUUAGUUGGAAGACUAAUCUACAACUCUAUCAACAAUUCAGAAGCAGUAAAAGAGGCUAUAUGGCCAAAAGGUUUGAUUAG
This is a messenger RNA of Cucumis melo (muskmelon), 1551 nucleotides long. Its product is annotated as retrovirus-related Pol polyprotein from transposon TNT 1-94. The record is from RefSeq and is a predicted model, not a curated record. NCBI's taxonomy places the organism in Eukaryota, Viridiplantae, Streptophyta, Magnoliopsida, Cucurbitales, Cucurbitaceae. Bases 1 to 1551 code for a protein of 516 amino acids. The transcript has a single exon.